Messenger RNA from Epithele typhae, 603 nucleotides. RefSeq lists its product as uncharacterized. Bases 1 to 603 code for a protein of 200 amino acids. NCBI's taxonomy places the organism in Eukaryota, Fungi, Basidiomycota, Agaricomycetes, Polyporales, Epitheliaceae. The transcript has 3 exons. The record is from RefSeq and is a predicted model, not a curated record.
AUGCCCUCGCCCGCGGACUACGCGCAGUUCGAGGAAGAGUACCUCGAAGGGCUCGACCCACGCAAGCGCGCCAAGGCGCUCAUCUCGCAGCAGCUCUUCGACGACAUCUGGCUCGUCCUCCACGCGCCCGGCGCGCAGUGCGUCGGCUCCCCGCAGUUCCGCUGGUGGGUCCGCAAGAUGUUCAUCCUCGCCUUGCCGAAUGACCUCGACGAAGAAACACCUACGGAUCCUGGCUCCCUCGUCCCUGCGAUGGUGCCGUUGGAGGCGCCAGACACAUCGCGCCAGACGCUCCCGGUCGUCGCGCACGACGGGAAACGAUUGGCGGUCCGCGAACAGAUCUACGACGUCCUGUGUGUCGCGCACGCGCGUGCGGAGCACGGGGGCCGGGACAAGACCAUGGCAGAGGUCAAGAGGCGGUACACCUGGGUUCCCAAGGACCUCAUUGCGCUCUUCGUCAAGUACUGCCCUACGUGUAUGGCGAAGAGGACCCCACUUCGAUCCCCGCCUCCGACGCCUGCAUCCAACAUUUCUCUCACCUCCCAAGCCUCCGUCUUGGCUCCGACGACCCCGCAAGAGUCACCCUGCCCCCGCUCUCGCACGUGA